AUGUGGGCCGGCCAUGAAAGAGAUUUCGGGUCGCUGGAGCACAGUCCACCAACGGCCCAAAUAGCCUGGGGAUCAACGCCUGGAGAGUCCGUUCUCAGGGUCAUGGACCCAGAGGGCGAUAGCAACAGAAAAUGUACCGUGCUGCUCCGAGGAGAGUAA
Molecule: messenger RNA, 159 nt
Organism: Parastagonospora nodorum SN15
Lineage: Eukaryota; Fungi; Ascomycota; Dothideomycetes; Pleosporales; Phaeosphaeriaceae
Exons: 2
Coding region: 1-159 (52 amino acids)
Source: RefSeq, a predicted model, not a curated record